GAGAGAGGGAGGGGAAAAAGUGGACACAAGUGGAGAAAAGUGUAAUCGGAAACCAUCCCUCCUUCUGUCGCUUCCUCAUCUCUCUCGCUCUCUCUCUCUCUCUCUUUCUCUCUCUCAGUAUGGAAUAGCUCAGCUCUUGGCUCACUCGUCUCUCUGAGUGAGUGUGUGUGUGAGUGUGUGGACGUUACUGACUGACCGGGACUCAGCUGCUGGAACUGAAACUCUUCUCAGAGGAGUCGUACUUCAGAGGAUUCAGAAUUCAGGACGAGCCCCGGGGAAGAGUGUGAAGGUCAGAGGUCAUGGGAAGGUCACCAGGGUCGGAGGUUCCUCUCCUCCUCCUCUUCAUCUCCUUCGUCUCCUCUCUCUCUCCGCCGCUGCCCAGAGUCUUCCUCCCCUUUCAAGAGCUGCAGACGAGUCACUCGUUCGAGUUCUACACGCUGUCGGAGAAGCAGAUGGACUACAGGAUCCUGUACGUGGACGAGGAUCAGGACCGGAUGUAUGUGGGCUGUAAAGAUCAUCUUCUCUCCAUGGACAUCAACAACAUCACUCAGGGAACACUGAAGAUUCACUGGCCUGCGUCCAGCGCCAAGAUCGAGGAGUGUCAGCUGGCUGGAAAAGAUCCAACUCAUGGUUGUGGAAACUUCCUGCGAGUGAUUCAGCCCUAUAACAGAACUCAUCUGUUUAUCUGCGGCAGUGGAGCCUACAGCCCGGUGUGUGCGUAUGUCAACCGCGGCCGACGCCCCGAGGAGAAAGUGUUUCACGUCUCCUCGAAGUCAGAGUCGGGAAAAGGACGCUGCUCCUUCAACCCACAAGUCAACACCGUCUCCAUCAUGCUCAAUCAAGAGCUUUUCUCCGGCAUGUACAUCGACUUCAUGGGGACAGACGCGGCCAUCUUUAGAAGUCUGACCAAACGGAACGCGGUGAGGACGGACCAACACAACUCCAAAUGGCUCAGCGAGCCCGUGUUUAUCGACGCACACCUGAUCCCCGACGGAUCCGAUACAAACGACGCCAAACUUUAUUUCUUCUUCCGUGAGAGACUAACGGACAACAGCGGCAACACCAAGAACAUCCACACCAUGGUGGCACGAGUCUGUCCCAAUGAUGUAGGUGGUCAGCGCAGUUUAGUGAACAAGUGGACGACGUUUCUGAAGGCCCGUAUGGUGUGUUCGGUUGUGGAGGAGGACGGCACUGAAACACACUUCGACGAGCUCGAGAGUGUGUUUCUGCUCGAGACUGACAAUCCCAAAGGACUGCUUUUAUACGGACUGUUCACUUCCACCAGCUCAGUGUUUAAAGGAUCGGCGGUGUGUGUGUACAACAUGGCCGAUGUGCUGACGGUGUUUAACGGGCCGUUUGCUCACAGAGACGGACCUAAUUUCCAGUGGACACCAUUUCAGGGACGAAUGCCAUAUCCACGCCCCGGAACUUGUCCCGGAGGUGCGUUCACGCCCCAUGUUCGGAGCACUAAAGAGUUUUCUGAUGACGUGGUGACGUUCAUGAGGAAUCACCCACUGAUGUUUAACUCGGUUUACCCGCUGGCGCGGAGACCGCUGCUGCUGCGCACACACGCUGACUACAGAUACACCGCCAUUGCCGUCGACCAGGUGCACGCUGCUGACGGCCUCUACCACGUCCUGUUCCUCGGCACAGACAGAGGCACGGUGCAGAAGGUGGUGGUCUUACCCACUAAUCGCUCUCUGGAUGAGGAUCUGAUCCUGGAGGAGCUGGAAGUGUUUAAGAAACCAGCAACAAUAACCAACCUGAGGAUCUCCUCUAAGAAGCAACAGCUGUACGUGAGUUCGGAGUAUGGCGUAUCCCAGGUGUCCCUGCACCGUUGCCAUGCCUACGGCUCAGCGUGUGCAGACUGCUGUUUGGCCCGGGACCCGUACUGCGCCUGGGACGGGCGGAGCUGCUCUCCAUUCUACCCUACAGGAAAGAGGAGGAGCAGAAGGCAGGACAUCAUGCACGGAAAUCCACUCACGCAGUGUCGAGGCUUCAAUCUGAAAGCCUACAGGAACGCAGUGGAGAUGUCUCAGUAUGGAGUAAAGAAUAACACCACGUUUCUCGAAUGUUCUCCCAAAUCACCACAAGCCUCCGUGCAGUGGCUCAUCCAGAGAGAGAACGACCGCAGGAAAGAGGUGAAGAUGAGCGAGCGUGUCGUAGCGACGGAGUACGGCCUCCUGAUCCGCUCGGUGCAGUUCUCUGAUCAGGGCAUGUAUCACUGCAUCGCCACGGAGAACGGCUUCAAGCGGACGCUCGCCAAGAUCCGGCUUCAUGUGCUGAGUGAGGCGCUACUGAGCGCGCUCAGCGACAAGCACUCGUCGCCAUGGAAACCCAGAGCGCUGGCGUCGGCCCUGGGCCCGGCUGAGACGCUCGCCAUGCAGCAGUACUGCAAAGAACGACAGCAGCUGCAGAGCUUCCGGGUAAAUCCACGAGGAGACCUGGGGAAACUCAAACCACUGCUGCAGAACCGCAAGAGCCGGAACCGACGGAACCACCCACACACCGAGUAGAACACGACAAGAAACAAGGACUAACAGGAGGUCCUGGGGGUGGGAACAAGGGCGGAGCUUAGGUUGAAUUUAUCAGCCAAUCACAAAUGUCACUACAGAUCGUUUUUUUUUUUUCUACAUUUCAUAUUUAUAAUAAUUUAGCAACAUUAGCUGAGCUAGACAGGUAGCUAAGUCUGAUGCUAAGCCCCUAGCUUAACGUAGCAUAAAAAAAUACUGGUUUUAAUUACACCGUAUAAUAGUUUAGCAAUAUUAGCUAAGCUACCCAGCUACCUAAACACAACCUGCAUUAAUGUUACGCAGAUAGCUAGCUAAAUAGUAGCACCAUCAUUUGCAUACUAGAACCUGGUUGGCUCUUAUAAUUUGUGAUGAAGUAACACUCUUAUUUGCAUAUUCAGCCUGAUUGGCUCUUAUAUAUCUGUUACGUCUUUGUUAACUCAUGUUAGCUUAAAGUCUAUUGUGCAAAUAAAAUUAUUUGUCAAGUUUUCCAUUAAGUAAACAAUUAUAGGCUGAUUUAUUGGCUGAUCAAAACCACUAGCUAAUAAACUAGCUAAAGUUCGCGAGAUGACGUUAGAUUAUUUAAAAGUAUUUAUUAUUUAAAUUAUUUUAAAGCUAAUUAAAUCCAACAGCCAAGUUUGCUAGCAAUAAACAUCGGUAGGGAUAAUUUGUUAGCUAGAGAGUAUUUUAUUCUGCUAUUCGAAACUGGAGUCAAACUUGCUAGCAUGGUAGUUAAUCAAGUUUGCUGGGACAAUGGCUAAUCAUUGAUUGUGUAGUUAAUACGAUUAGCCAUGUUCCUUAGCAAGAUAGCUAACUUAGAUUUAACUGUCAUAUUGUGUAAUUAAAACCUUGCUAGUCGGCUAGUUCACAUUAUGCUAGCUAUAAUUAUGUUAUUAAAAUCAGUAGCUAGGUUUACUAGCAAAACAGCUAAACUUUAUUGUUCUGUAAACCAGUAGCUAAGUCUACUAGCCAAGCUAGCUAACAUCACAUGACGAACUUAGCGAUUGGACGAUCAGGUUGAACUUGAGCUUCGUCCUUGUUGAGAUCUUCAGGACGUGAAAACGGAGGACUGACGGGAAACGUGUUUUCCAAAUGAAGCAGAAAGAAGGGGAGACGGACAGACAGAUGGAGGAGAGGAACGCAGAAGAGGAGCAGAAACGUUUAGAGGAGAUUUAUGACGUGUGGAGGAACGAAAAGAAGGAAAAAAGGAGAACUUUCAAAUUCUCUAAUACAGACCUGAUGUCUUUAUUUACAGCUUCAGUACAGGAGCUUUUAACCUGCAUGAUGUUACGCUGACCAGAUGACUGUGAUACACACACACACACACACAUAUACAUACACACACAUAUACAUACACACACAUAUACAUACACACACACACACACACACACACACACACACACACACACACACACACAUACACACCCCCUAAAGAGCCGUGAUGAACUACAGCAUGUCUUAAUUUAUUUUAUUUUUUAAAAGUUUUUGUAGUAAUUAUGCAGGACAGUAAUUGUUAGCUACAAUUGGUAUAAAUUGUGUUCAAACCGUUUACAAAAAAACAAAAUGAAAAAAAAAUUGCGGCGAGCGAACACGGUGCGAAAACAAAAACGAGAGAGAAAUGUUCCCAAAAAUUGCAAGCAGUGGGUUUAUCCACUUUGGAUUCAAUUCAUACAUUCAUAACGUACACAUAUGAAAUAUGCUAAUUGUUCAGCCAGAGUUCAUGGGUAACAUUUGCCAAUUUGAACCUGAUUGGUUCUUAUAUUUUGUUACGCAGUGAUACUGUCAUUCGCAUACUAUAACCUGACUGGCUCAUUUACAUACAAUGGGAUUGGCUGAUUUGCAUACUAGAACCCGAAUUGACUCAUUUGAACACUAGAAUCUGCUUGGCUGAUUUACAUACUACACCCUAAUUGGCUUAAUUGUAUACUAGAACCUGAUUGACUGAUUUGCAUACUAUAAACCGAUUAGCCUAUUUGCAUACUACAACCUAAUCGGCUCAUUUGUAUAUAGCAAACCUUAUUGGCUCAUUUACAUACUAUAAACUGAUUUGCAUACUGCAACCUGAUUUUCAGGGCUGAUUUUCCUAUUACAACCUGAUUGGCUGACUCGCAUACUACAACCUAAUUGAGUCAUUUGCAUACUAGAACUUGAUUGGCUGAUUUGCAUACUACACCCUAAUCAGCUCAUUUGCAUACUAGAACCUGAUUGACUGAUUUGCAUACUAGAACCUAAUCAGCUCAUUUGCAUACAGCAACCCUGAUUGGCUCAUGUGCAUACUAUUAACUGAUUUGCAUACUGAAACCUGAUUUGCAUACUUGAACCUGAUGGGCUGAUUUUCGUAUUACAACCUGACUGGAUGAUUUGAAUACUACAACAUAAUUGGCUAAUUUGCAUACUAGAACAAAGGCUAACAGAAGCUUUCUCUGAUUUGCACUCGCAGGACACACACACACACACACACACACACUUUAAACAGACCCUGUCACACAGGAGUUAGCUGUUUAGCAGUGUGGAACGUACCACACGUCUCUUGUAAAAUGUUCUGCUUGUGUAAUGGGAAUUCCGCGCAGAUGAUUUAAGGGUUUGAGGGUCUGAGAUGAAAACGUGCUGGAGAGACCAACGUACAAUCCAGCUGUGUGACAGAUGUUAGAGAAAAAAACAGAGAGAGAGAGAGAUGUAUGAGGAAAAUAUUAUUGUACUCCAGGACGUCUUUUCGCCAUCUCAGCUGUUAAUUAAAUGCGUUAAGCAGAAGUAUCGCCUUCUCCAACUUCAAAUUCGUCCAGAAUCUUAAAGAAAUGCUCCCAAGUGUCACUCAUUUGGAUUUGCCCGUGUUCACAAUGUUUGCUAACGACACUGUAUGAAAAGGGCGGAGAUUAUGCUAAAUUCACCCAGCCAAUCACGAACCUCGUCACCAACCCUGUUACCUACAGUAUGCACUAAAUUUGAUCAGCCAAUCACAAACUUGAUCAUUUUUGCUAAUGUUAGCUAGGCGACAUAAACAGCUAUCUAGCAUAAUGUAUGCAUAAUGUAUGCGAAGUAUGACGCAGAGACAUAUAAGGAAAGCUAGCAGUGAUGUCAUGUGAUCAAGUGUGUGAUUGGCUGAUUAAAGUAAACACUGUUAUUCCAAAACGUGUGUGUGUGUGUGUGUGUGUGUGUGUGUGUGUGUGUGUGGUAUUUAGUCCACUGAUCCCCCUUCAUAAUUCACAGUGUAAGUGAGAUGUACAGAUUUAUUUAAAGCGCUGUUGCUGUUGUUGUUGUUGUUGUUGUUGUGUAAAGUGUUUGUGAAAAUGCGCAUGGUGUUAAUUACUUCAGGUUCGUUUGAACUCAGCCGGACUCAGGAGACGGGUUUAAUACGAAGACUAGAUUUUUAAAAUCACACAAUGACGUCGGUUUAGGAAUUCAGGAAUGAUGUGUUUUUACUUUUUUAUAAGGAAUUAGGUUCACGUUCCUGACUAACCUUUCAGUACAGGUCAAAGUUCAGACAGACAGGUAGAGAGGACAGACAGAGCAAUAAACAAGCAGACAGACAGGCACAAAGUCAGGCAGAUAGACAGAAAUAAAUACAGACAGACGGGUAGAGAGAUCCGGAGACAGAUGGACGCUCCAGCAGACAGACAGACGUAGAUACACUGACAGACAGAAAGACAAAGUCUGACAGACGAACUCAUAGACAAACAGAAAGUCAGAUAGAUAGAUGGAUAGAUAGAUAGAUGGAUAGAUAGAUAGAUAGAUAGAUAGAUGGAUAGAUAGAUAGAUAGAUAGAUGGAUAGAUAGAUAGAUGGAUAGAUGGAUAGAUAGAUAGAUAGAUGGAUAGAUGGAUAGAUAGAUAGAUAGGUAGAUAGAUAGAUAGAUAGAUAGAUAGAUAGAUAGAUAGAUAGGUAGAUAGAUAGAUAGAUAGAUAGGUAGAUAGAUAGAUAGAUGGAUAGAUAGAUAGGUACAUAAACAGGCAUGCAGAAAGUCAGAUAGGCAGAAAAACACAUAGAUGGAAAGUUAAGUGUGUGUGUAUAUAGAUAGACAGAUUUGAUAGUUUGACAGUUUGGUAGAUAGAGAUGGACACAGACAGACAGACAGACAGACAGACAGACAGACAGUUUGAUAGAUAGAGAUGGACACAGACAGACAGACAGACAGUAGAGAUGGACACAGACAGACAGACAGACAAACAGACAGUUUGAUAGAUAGAGAUGGACACAGACAGACAGACAGACAGACAGACAGACAGUGAUAGAUAGAGAUGGACACAGACAGACAGACAAACAGACAGUUUGAUAGAUAGACAUGGACACAGACAGACAGACAGUUUGAUAGAUAGACAUGGACACAGACAGACAGACAGUUUGAUAGAUAGAGAUGGACACAGACAGACAGACAGACAGACAGUUUGAUAGAUAGAGAUGGACACAGACAGACAGACAGUUUGAUAGAUAGAGAUGGACACAGACAGACAGACAGACAGACAGACAGUUUGAUAGAUAGAGAUGGACACAGACAGACAGACAGACAGACAGUUUGAUAGAUAGAGAUGGACACAGACAGACAGACAGACAGACAGUUUGAUAGAUAGAGAUGGACACAGACAGACAGACAGACAGACAGUUUGAUAGAUAGAGAUGGACACAGACAGACAGACAGUUUGAUAGAUAGAUAUGGACACAGACAGACAGACAGUUUGAUAGAUAGACAUGGACACAGACAGACAGACAGACAGACAGUUUGAUAGAUAGAGAUGGACACAGACAGACAGACAGUUUGAUAGAUAGAGAUGGACACAGACAGACAGACAGACAGACAGUUUGAUAGAUAGAGAUGGACACAGACAGACAGACAGACAGACAGUUUGAUAGAUAGAGAUGGACACAGACAGACAGACAGACAGACAGUUUGAUAGAUAGAGAUGGACACAGACAGACAGACAGACAGACAGUUUGAUAGAUAGAGAUGGACACAGACAGACAGACAGACAGACAGUUUGAUAGAUAGAGAUGGACACAGACAGACAGACAGACAGACAGUUUGAUAGAUAGAGAUGGACACAGACAGACAGACAGACAGACAGACAGUUUGAUAGAUAGAGAUGGACACAGACAGAGACAGACAGACAGUUUGAUAGAUAGAGAUGGACACAGACAGACAGACAGACAGUUUGAUAGAUAGAGAUGGACACAGACAGACAGACAGUUUGAUAGAUAGAGAUGGACACAGACAGACAGACAGUUUGAUAGAUAGAGAUGGACACAGACAGACAGACAGACAGACAGUUUGAUAGAUAGAGAUGGACACAGACAGACAGACAGUUUGAUAGAUAGAGAUGGACACAGACAGACAGACAGUCUGAUAGAUAGAUGAAUGUAAUACUAUAAUAUAUUCAUUAGUGUUUAGACAGACGUGUUGAUCACAUGACCAACAGCAAUAAUUUUUUUUUUUUUUUUUACAGAUAAAAGCAGGAGGUCAUGUGACACACAGCUAACACAGUUUGUAGUUAGUGAGGUAGUGUUAGAAACUUUAACACCCCCCCCCGGUCUCCUGAGGUGGCGCUGUUAAAGUCGGGCUUCCCAAAACUCACGAGCUUUAUUCCUUUCUCUCUCCGUUUCCGACAGUCUGCCCUUCUGCAGAGUACUGACUUUAACGCAUAAAUAAACGGAUGAACGGCACCGCGGCUCUGUAAUGCUAUAAUACUAUAAUACUGUAAUACUGUAAUGUUGUGAUGUUGGAAUGUUCCUGCAGAUGAAAAAGAGGUCUGGAGGUGGAAUGUGUUUUCUUUCCCCCCGAUGUUGUGCUAAAUGUUGUGUGUUUCUAUUUAUUAAUGUUAUCAGCCUGAAUCUUUGCAUUAAACACUCAGUAAAAUGA
Messenger RNA from Ictalurus punctatus (channel catfish), 8357 nucleotides. RefSeq names its product sema domain, immunoglobulin domain (Ig), short basic domain, secreted, (semaphorin) 3C (gene sema3c). NCBI's taxonomy places the organism in Eukaryota, Metazoa, Chordata, Actinopteri, Siluriformes, Ictaluridae. Gene Ontology annotation, molecular function: chemorepellent activity; semaphorin receptor binding. The record is from RefSeq and is a predicted model, not a curated record. Bases 300 to 2516 code for a protein of 738 amino acids. The transcript is spliced from 18 exons. Gene Ontology annotation, biological process: neural crest cell migration; positive regulation of cell migration; negative regulation of axon extension involved in axon guidance.